AUGAAUCCUUCUAACCCGUUUGGGAGCACCCAGAGCGGGGCGUUUCAGGCCCCGAACCCCGCGGGGAAAGUGGGUCCUUUUCAGCCUGUGUUUGGUCAGAGUUCCGCGGCUCAGGCCCAGAGCUCCGGGGGCUUUUUCGGGUCUGGAUUCGGACAAACGCCAAACACGAGUAUGUUUGGACAAGCCUUUGGACAAGCUGCACCUGCUCCACAAUCAGGACCAGUUUUUGGCCAUGCCUCCUCCACUCCUCUGCAGCCGCCUCCAGCAUUUGGACAAACCACAACUCAACAAAACGCUUCCAUUUUCGGCCAAACAUUGACCACUACUGCGACCACACAACAACCUGCAGCUCCAGCCUUCAGCCACCAGGGCGGCUCUGUGUUCGGAGGCAGUAACGCUCCUGCCUUUGGGCAAACAGCAGCACAACAGAACCAGACCUCCAUCUUUGGACAAAACUCUUCCUUUGGAAGUAAUUUUGCGGCGUCCGGCAUCACAGACGAAGGCUUCAGCAGCCAGAGCGGAGCGUUCACGGCGCAAAAGCAAGCGCCACAGUUUGGCCACGCCCCCACGCCGAGUUCUGGGCUGGGGUUUGCCCAGCCGGUGUUUGGACAGCCGACUUCCACCGCGUCUACGACCAGCGUCUUUGGGACCUCGACAAACACGAGUCAAAGCAGAGGCUUCAGUACGUCUGACUUCAGCUUCAAACCGUCCAACGAGGCGCUGUUUAAGCCCAUCAUCAGCGCCGGCCCAGACCCGAACACAACCACCGCUCAGUCCGGGUUCGGAGAAGCACCGUCAGGUCUGUUUCAGAACAAACCUGCGCUGUCCGGGUUCAGCUUCUCGCAGCCGGCGCCGUUACCCGGUUCACAGCGGACCGUGGCGCCGUCUCUGGGCGGCGCCGGCGGUUUGCAAUUCACCUUUUCACAACCAGCCACUCCUGCUUCAGGCAGUAAGGCCGGAGCAGACGCAGGGCAGCCCACCACUCCCUCCACCUUCAGCUUCACCACAAAGACUCUGUUUGGAGGCAGUAAGUUCAGUGAAGCGAGCAGAGAGAAGGAGCAGAGCGGCGCCGAGCAGAGUGGCGCCGAGCCCACGGCGGAGACCAACGUGUUCGCCAGACUCGGGAAACGCAAAGAGGAGUCACCAGGCGCCUCCCCCUUGAAAGCAGAGAAGGAGGCGCAGGAGGAGGACCUGGGGGGGGAUUCGGAUGCGCCCCGGCAGCCUCCCAAACGGCCUCUGGUGCGGAGCCGCGGUCCUCCUUCUGGUCCUCCUCCCGGUCUGUUCGGUCGAGCUCUGAGCGGACUGCGCCGAGACCUGACUGCUCCGGGGAAACGAACCAGCGCCUCUCCCCUCCCUCGUCUCUCUGCCUGCCCCCCUCUCCUCCUCAGCCCCUCUCCUCUCCUCCUCAGCCUCCUUCCAGUCCUCCUCAGCCUCCUUCCAGUCCUCCCCAGCCCCUCUCUUCUCCUCCCCAGCCCCUCUCCUCUCCUCCCCCCCCCUCUCCUCUCCUCCCCCACCUCCAGACUGGGACAGCGCUCGGACAGCACAGACUCUCUCUCUGGAGCCUCCCCAAACGAGUGCACGGCGCUGCAGUGUCGAGACCUGCCCCCGGUCCUGAACCGCCGCGAGGUCCUGGAGAAACACUUCAGACAGUUCGGCCGAGUGCGCCGAGUGCUCUGCAGGCCGCAGCGCAACUCUGCCAUGGUCUACUUCCACGACCAUGCCUCUGCAGUGAAGGCGAAGAGAAAAGGCCGGACUCUGAACAAGUUUGAGAUGCAGCUGUUCUGGUGGAAGAAGAAGCACGCUGCAGACAGAGGCCCUGGUGUGGACUCAGAGCUGCAGCAGGAGGUCCAGGACUUGGCUGAGACCGUGGUCUCGGUUCCCAUGAAGAGACCGGCGCUCAGGCCCUCGGCGCUCGGUGUCUCCUUUGGGUAA
Molecule: messenger RNA, 1932 nt
Organism: Knipowitschia caucasica
Lineage: Eukaryota; Metazoa; Chordata; Actinopteri; Gobiiformes; Gobiidae
Source: the annotation of a GenBank genome assembly